Molecule: messenger RNA, 3037 nt
Organism: Pangasianodon hypophthalmus (striped catfish)
Lineage: Eukaryota; Metazoa; Chordata; Actinopteri; Siluriformes; Pangasiidae
Gene: enpp1
Product: ectonucleotide pyrophosphatase/phosphodiesterase 1
Exons: 24
Coding region: 176-2677 (833 amino acids)
Biological process (GO): inorganic diphosphate transport; ATP metabolic process; regulation of bone mineralization
Cellular component (GO): cell surface
Molecular function (GO): metal ion binding; dinucleotide phosphatase activity; nucleic acid binding
Source: RefSeq, a predicted model, not a curated record
GCACACACGCACACACACACAGCUCCAUCUACUGCUCCAGCACAGGCUCAGCUCAGCUCCACAUGCAGGGCUCCGAACAGGAACAGCAGUAACAGACUUCGCCCAGCUGCUGAGUGUUGAGCCUGAGGAGGGAAGCGGUUUGUCUCUCAGUCUGGAGGUUUGGUGUUGAGUGAGAAUGGAGAUGAAGGAGAGAGAGGACAGGACAGACAGGCAGGGAGCCACACUGCUGGGAACAGCACGACCACUGCAGCAGUCCAGGUGUUCAGCUACCAGAAGCAAAAUCACCAUCACUGGGGUUAUUCUGGUCACACUACUGGCUGUAAUCCUAGCAGUCGUAUUCAUCUUGAAGCCACACUAUGAUGUAAAAGGUCAACUAUGGACAUGCUCCAGCUUCCGUUGUGGUGAGGAGAGGUUACCCAGCAGCCUUUGCUCUUGUGCUGCAGAUUGUGAUCAAAAAGGCGAUUGCUGUACAAAUUACUACAGAGUGUGUAAAGGAGAAAAGGCGUGGCUAGAAGACGAAUGUGAUGAUAUCAAGACACCGCAGUGCCCUGAAAGUUUUUCCAAACCACCACUAAUUCUGAUAUCACUGGAUGGCUUCAGAGCAGAGUACUUGAACGUUUAUGAAGACCAGCUUCCAACCAUCAGGAAGCUAAGAAAAUGUGGAACUUCUACAAAAUAUAUGCGUCCUGCUUAUCCUACAAAAACGUUUCCCAAUCAUUACACCAUCGUAACAGGUCUGUAUCCAGAGUCACAUGGGAUUGUGGACAAUAAGAUGUAUGAUAUUUACCACAAUGCCACCUUCAGUUUGAAAGGAAAUGAGAAGUUUCAAGCUUUUUGGUACCAUGGUGAACCAGUAUGGCUCACUGCCAUGAACAACCACCUUAAAUCUGGGACAUUCUUCUGGCCUGGAUCAGAUGUCAAUAUUAAAGGACGUUUUCCAAAUUUGUAUAAAAAGUAUAAUGGGAGUACUCCAUUUGAAAAGCGAGUGAUGACAAUUUUUAAAUGGUUGAGAUUGCCACAGAGUGAAAGGCCAGACUUUUACACAUUAUAUUUGGAAGAGCCUGAUAGAUCUGGACAUAAACAUGGACCACUGAGCAGCGAGGUGUUUGAAGCUCUGUUGAAAGUUGACGGGAUUAUGCAAUCGGUAAUGGAUGGUCUCAAGCAGCGAAAACUCCAUAAGUGUGUCAACCUGGUUCUUCUGUCAGAUCAUGGAAUGGAGGAAGCUUCAUGCGAAAAAGCUGUGUAUGUGUCAUCGUACCUGGACAACACUGAUGAUUUCAUAGUCAUCCAGGGCCCUGCUGCACGAGUCCGACCCAAACGCCUUCCGGAAGACUUUUUCACUUUCAAGUAUGAAGAGCUGGUGAAGAAUCUGUCGUGCAGAGCUCCUGAUCAGCCGAUGAAGCCUUAUCUAAAAGAGCACCUUCCUAAACGACUCCAUUUUGCUAACAACGUCCGUAUAGAAAGAGCGCAUCUCUACAUGAAAUCUCAGUGGCAAGCGGCCCUCAAGCCAAAUGAAAUCAAGUACUGCAGUGGUGGGUUCCACGGUUCUGAUAAUGUCUUCACAAACAUGCAGGGCAUUUUCAUAGGAUAUGGACCAGGAAUGAAGUAUAAAACAACUGUAGCUCCCUUUGAAAACAUAGAAGUGUAUAACCUCCUAUGUGAUUUGUUGGCAAUUCCCCCUGCCCCUAACAAUGGCACUCAUGGGAGUCUCAACCAUCUACUGAGGAACCCACCUUAUCAUCCAGUGCACCCUCCUGAGAUCUCUUCAGCCUCCAUCUGCUCCAGCAUUGUUCGGGCUCCGGAUGAUGAACAUGGCUGCUUCUGCAGGUUCCACAACAAAUCCGAGGAGGAAUAUCUCAACCACCGUCUGAUUAGUUCAGACCCAACGGCCAAACAUCUUCACCUGCCAUAUGGAGUUCCACGAGUUCUACACGAGAAAGCAGACUACUGCAUCCUUCACCAUUCUUCCUACAUCAGUGGAUACAGCAAAGACAUCCUCAUGCCUCUCUGGGUUGCAUACAGUCUAGAACCACUGUCAGGUGUGCAACCUCUAAGUUCCUCACAGGAAGAGUGUGUUCGUGCUGAUGUGCGUAUUCCAGCUGAAGCAAGUCAGUCCUGCCACUCCUACAAGGACAACCACACUCUGACAUACGGAUUUCUCCAUCCCCCCUAUUUGGCUUCAUAUGGAACUGAGUCGGACUCACAGAUCACAAGUAACAUGACACCAAUGUUUACAAUCUUCAAAGGGAUUUGGGAUUAUUUCCACAAUGUUCUUGUGGUAAAAUAUUCAAAAAGUCUGAAUGGUGUAAAUGUCGUGAGUGGACCAAUAUUUGAUAAAGACUUUGAUGGAAAAUAUGACGUCAUGAAACGGAAGACAAAGAGUAAGGCACCUGUACCCACUCAUUUCUUUGUGAUUCUGACGAGUUGUAAGGACUUGUCUGCAGCUCUACAGAAGUGUGAUGGUCCGCUUGAGACGGUGUCUUUUAUUCUGCCUCACCGGCCAGAUAACAUGGAGACUUGUCACAAUGGGAGUGAAUAUUCUUGGGUUCAGGACUGGACUCAACUUCAUGUUGCACGGAUACGAGAUAUCGAACUUCUAACAGGCCUGAGUUUUUAUCCUAAACUUUUACCUGUUGAAGAUGCAUUACAACUUAAAACCUUUUUGAAAUCUUUUUAGUAUUUAAUUCUAGUAACUAUACAAGGACCUCAUGUUGUGACUGAGUCUGAAUGAGCAACUACUGUAUAAAGACCUGCCUUAAACUCAGUACCAAAGAAAUUCAGACAGAGAGGCUUUAUAACCUUUAUGCAAAUGAUUGCAUCACAAAUGCUUCUUUGGAAAAAAUAUUGUUUAUACUUUUUAAAAUAUUAAUUAAUAUGUAUUUUUAAAAUAUCUAUUAUUCUUUUAAUAUAAGUGCAGGUAAAAUUAUAUUUACAUAUAGACAAAGUAGCUUUACUAUGUAUUCAUGUGUGUUAUGUUUUUAAUUUAUACAUUUCUGUGUUGUUGAUCUCAAUAAAAUGCAGAAUCAAAGAAAUUAAA